This is a messenger RNA of Drosophila hydei, 618 nucleotides long. RefSeq lists its product as uncharacterized. Gene Ontology annotation, cellular component: extracellular region. The transcript is spliced from 2 exons. Bases 1 to 591 code for a protein of 196 amino acids. Gene Ontology annotation, molecular function: chitin binding. The record is from RefSeq and is a predicted model, not a curated record. NCBI's taxonomy places the organism in Eukaryota, Metazoa, Arthropoda, Insecta, Diptera, Drosophilidae.
AUGAUCGCAGUUGACUUCGCCAACAAGCUGCGCACAGCCAGCAGCAACAUCUGCAGCCUGUUGCAGAGGCCUGGCAUAGUUCUUCAGUUUUGCCUGCUGCUGCUGCUGCUGGUGGGUGCUUGCCGGGCACUCGGCGAGCUAGUCUGCAACUCGAACGGCUUUUGCUUCUGCACUGGGCACGAGGACGGCGACCUGGUGCCUGACUGCACGGAUUGCCGCGCCUACUACAGGUGCGGCGUGAACAGCAUUCAGCACGAGCUCUGCCCGCCGGCCCUCAUCUUCGAUGUCCAGCUGCUCGCCUGCAUGCCUGGCAAAUGUCCACGCUCGGAUGGUGGUUGCCCAGGACCCCAUCCAAAUGGGUCAACGCUUCCGCCGCCGCCCCCUCCACCCGCCAACUGCCUAGAGCAAGAGGUGAAGUGCAGCUUCCAUGGCCAAAUACUGCCACAUGCCUCACAUUGUCGCUUCUUCUGGACCUGCGUGGAGACCUGCCCCGUGCUGGGCUUCUGUGAGCUGGGCACUUGGUUCGAUCGCCAGAAAUUCGUCUGUGACUUGCCCAGCAACGUGCACAACUGUCCCCAGGGCAUUGACUAACAUGCUAGUGUUCCUUAGGCUGCAGUU